GAAAGAAAACAAAUUAAAAAAAAGAAAAAGAAAAGGAAACUUUGAGAAGCAUACCAAAUCGGCUUCUUCCCCAAGCCAAAACACAAUCCCAAUUUCCCAGGGUAAAUCCAUCAAUACCGCCGAAACCACACAUCAAAAGAACAAAAAUAUCAGAAAUCGCAAGAAAUCUCAGAAAAAAAUCAAUCGAUUUCUCCAGUCCAAAGCUUUUGACCUGCUUUUGUUACUGCUUGAAUUCUAAAAUUGUAAAAUUGGGAAUUUGCAAUCCCCAAUUCGGAAACAGAUGAUAUCCGGCAGGCAGAAGAGCAGCCGGUCUCUGGCGUCGCCGUCCAGCUCGCGCUUCGUGACGGAAACCGUUAACGGGUCCCACAACUUCGUCAUCAAAGGGUACUCCUUGGCCAAAGGAAUUGGGGUCGGAAAGCACAUUGCCAGUGAGAAUUUCACCGUCGGGGGGUUUCAAUGGGCCAUCUAUUUUUACCCUGAUGGUAAAAACCCUGAGGAUAACUCAGCUUACGUCUCCGUCUUCAUUGCCCUCGCCUCCGAGGGCACCGACGUCCGAGCUCUCUUCGAAUUGACACUCGUUGAUCAGGGUCCUAAUGGCAAGCACAAGGUCCAUAGCCACUUCGAUCGCUCGCUCGAAAGCGGGCCUUACACCCUCAAGUAUAGGGGCAGCAUGUGGGGCUACAAACGAUUUUUCAGACGGACACUGCUCGAAUCAUCUAGUUUCCUCAAGGAUGAUUGCUUGAAAAUUAAUUGCACUGUUGGUGUUGUGGUUUCUGCAAUAGAUAGUUCGAGAUUGCACUCCAUACAUGUCCCCGAUUCUGAUAUUGGAGAUCAUUUUGGUAUGCUUUUGGAGAAUGAGGAAGGUUCAGAUGUUACUUUCAAUGUAUGUGGAGAAAGGUUUCAUGCCCACAAGUUAGUACUGGCAGCUAGAUCUCCUUUAUUUGAAAAAGAAUUUUUCGAUGGAAUGAAAGAAGAGAAUCAUGAUGUAGUUGUUACAGAUACGGAUCCCAAGGUCUUUAAGGCGUUGUUACACUUCAUAUACACAGAUAACCUUAUUGAAGAUGAAGAGUUGUCAGAUGCAAGUUCACUGUGCAUGUCUUCUCUAUCUGAUGGAUUAGCUGCCAAGUUGCUAGCUGCAUCAGACAAAUAUGGGUUACCUCGACUCAGACUGAUGUGUGAAUCUGUUCUCUGCAAGAUUAUGUCUGUUAAUUCUGUUGCCAUUAUUCUGGCCCUGGCCGACCGUUAUCGUGCUAUGGAUCUAAAGUCUGUUUGCCUAAAGUUUGCUGCUGAAAACCUAGUUGCCGUCAUGGAAUUGGAUGGUUUUGAGUAUCUCAAGGAAAACUGCCCACUGCUGCAGUCGGAGCUGCUGAAGACAGUUGCGGGCUGUGAUGAGGAACUUAGCGGAGGGGAAAAGACUCGGAGUGUGUGGGGCCAGUUUUCUGACGGAGGGGAUACAAAUGACAGGAGUGUAAGGCAACGAACCUGGGAAAAUGGAGGCGAGAGAAGUCAAAGCAUUUGGGUCCCGCUUUCGGAUGGUGGUGAUGCAAGAGGUAGGAGUAGAAGUAGGAGUCCCAGGCAAGAUGAUUGACAUGGAGGAUAUGUUUAUCGGUUUGAAUGUGAGUAGAUGGAAGGUAUGUGAUAAAAGAAUGUAUGAAAAGCAUGGCUGCUGUUAUUUUUUUCUGUAACGUUAUAUGUUUUGUUGAAUUAGAGAGUAAUUUUUGAGUUUGUAAGGCUGCAAACGUUAACGCAUUUGGUGCGACGGGUGACGCGGCCAGUGCAUGUACAAAAUUGUUGUGCCUUCGGGUGCGGCUCCAAUUUGGUUCCUAGUGUGAUUUUCUCACCACUCAUAA
Pyrus x bretschneideri (Chinese white pear) is the source of this 1850-nucleotide messenger RNA. Its product is annotated as BTB/POZ and MATH domain-containing protein 4. The transcript is spliced from 4 exons. Lineage: Eukaryota; Viridiplantae; Streptophyta; Magnoliopsida; Rosales; Rosaceae. The record is from RefSeq and is a predicted model, not a curated record. Gene Ontology annotation, biological process: protein ubiquitination. Bases 281 to 1588 code for a protein of 435 amino acids. Gene Ontology annotation, molecular function: protein binding.